AAUAUCCAACCAAGGAAUUGAAGAAUAUUCUUUCUCUUGUAAAACAGAAUUGUUCUCUUUUCUCUUUUCUCUCUCUCAUAGAUAAGGAAGGAAGAAGAGAAGGGAAGAAGAACAACAACAACGACGACAACCUUUGUUGCUUCCUUCCUCUUCAACCAAACCAAACAACAACAAUGGAAAAACACGCCGACACCAAUGACGUAACAACAACAAUAAUCAAACCUAUUAUUCCUUUGCCGCCUUCUAAAUUUCCUUUAAGCUUUUUCGAAGCAACAGUUGCUUCAACGGUGGCUUUGGGUUUUAUCAUUGGUCUUCUUGGUGUUUAUCUUACCAUGCCUGAUUCUGAUUAUAGUUUCCUUAAACUACCUCGUACCCUUCAUGAUCUUCAACUUCUUAGAGAUAACCUUGAGAGCUAUACAAGUGACUACACUGCACAAGUCUUGGUGGGAUACUGUUUGGUUUAUAUAUUCAUGCAGACUUUCAUGAUUCCAGGGACUGUGUUUAUGUCAUUGCUUGCUGGAGCACUCUUCGGUGUCUUUAAAGGUGUCGCACUGGUUGUAUUCACCGCCACAGCGGGAGCUUCUUCGUGUUUUUUCCUGUCAAAAAUUAUUGGUCGACCCCUUCUCUUCUCACUCUGGCCAGACAAGUUGAAGUUCUUCCAAACUCAGGUGGCUAAAAGAAGAAAGAGUUUGUUGAACUACAUGCUUUUUCUGAGACUGACUCCGACUCUUCCUAACACGUUUAUAAAUUUCGCGUCACCAAUUGUGGAUGUUCCAUAUCAUAUUUUCUUCCUAGGAACUGUCAUUGGACUCAUACCUGCUGCUUAUGUCACUGUCAGGGCCGGGUUAGCUCUUGGGGAACUACAAUCUGUGGGAGAUCUCUAUGAUUUCAAUUCAAUCGCCACGUUAUUCUUCAUAGGCAUCAUUUCAGUUACACCAACACUAAUGGGCAAGAAAGAUUCAUAACAGCUCAGAAGCCACUAAUCAUGUUUAUGGAAGGCCAUGUCUCAUAACAGGCCGAUACCAACUCCAGUAUGUGUACAUAUCUUCAGGAAAAAACGAUUGCAGCAUGGUUAGCCGCUAAUGGUUUCACUGCCAAGUGCUGCAGUAAUUCAAGACAAUCAUAUUAUUGACGCCGGUGGCAAGAAACGACGUUCAAAAGAAUUGAUUUAUGCUCAUUGUUCAUACGCUGUUAUGUAUAAAAACAUACGCUUGUUGACAGUAGUUCCUUUAUUAUCACGCAUUUUUUCAUUCACAAUAAUGUAGUUCAUUCAAAGUGUUUUCUUGAUUUUUCCUAUCUUUAGGAAUUAGGAUGCAUAUCAGUUUUUAAUUCAAUUUUCAUUGUACAAAUGUCUGCAUGCUUGUAUCAGAAAAAAGGAUUGCUUUAAUGAAAAGUAAUGGAAGGUUAAAGAAAGUGACACUUAACUAGU
This is a messenger RNA of Trifolium pratense (red clover), 1429 nucleotides long. RefSeq lists its product as uncharacterized. The transcript has 4 exons. The record is from RefSeq and is a predicted model, not a curated record. Lineage: Eukaryota; Viridiplantae; Streptophyta; Magnoliopsida; Fabales; Fabaceae. Bases 174 to 965 code for a protein of 263 amino acids.